Microcebus murinus (gray mouse lemur) is the source of this 942-nucleotide messenger RNA. Its product is annotated as olfactory receptor 9S13-like. The record is from RefSeq and is a predicted model, not a curated record. NCBI's taxonomy places the organism in Eukaryota, Metazoa, Chordata, Mammalia, Primates, Cheirogaleidae. Gene Ontology annotation, biological process: G protein-coupled receptor signaling pathway. Gene Ontology annotation, cellular component: membrane. Gene Ontology annotation, molecular function: G protein-coupled receptor activity; olfactory receptor activity.
AUGCCAACCCUCAGACGUGGGAACCUCUCAGAGGCAGACUUCGUGCUGGAGGGAUUUGAGGGCGGACCUGAGCUCCAAGCCCUGCUCUUUGCGCUGUUCCUGGUCCUGUACGUGGUCACCGUCCUGGGCAAUGUCGUCAUGAUCCUGCUCAUAACUGUGGAGGGCCGCCUGCACUCCCCGAUGUACUUCUUCCUCAGGAGCCUCUCCUUCCUGGACCUGUGCUACUCCUCCGUCAUCGCGCCCGAGGCCCUCUCCAACUUCCUCUCCGCCACCAAGGCCAUCACCUUUGCGGGCUGUGCCACCCAGUUCUUCUUUUUCUCUUUCCUGGUCACCACAGAGGGCCUCCUGCUGGGCGUGAUGGCCUAUGACCGCUUCGUGGCCAUCUGCAGUCCACUGCAGUACCACGUGACCAUGUGCCCUGCGACCUGCGCCCGCAUGGUGAUGGGCACCUGCUGCGGAGGCUCAUUCAACGCCAUCGUUCAGACCAGCCUCACGUUCCAGCUCCCCUUCUGCGGCUCCCACCGCAUCAACCACUUCUUCUGCGACGUGCCCCCGCUGCUGCAGCUGGCCUGCGCCGACACCGCCCUUAACCGGCUGGUCAUGUUCAGCGUCUGCGGGCUCAUCAUCGUGGCCACCACUCUCGUGAUCCUGGUCUCCUACGGCUACAUCACAGUGACCAUCCUCAGGAUGCGCUCGGCAGCCGGGCGGCGCAAGGUCUUCUCCACCUGCGGCUCCCACAUGACGGCCGUGUCCCUGUUUUGUGGGACUGUGUUUGUCAUGUACGCCCAGCCAGGGGCUGUGGAGUCCAUGGAGCAGGGCAAGGUGGUCUCCGUCUUCUACACCCUGGUCAUCCCGAUGCUCAACCCCCUCAUCUACAGCCUGCGGAACAGGGACGUGAAGGAGGCCCUGCGGAGGCUGGGCCAGAGAUGUGCAGCCACGUGA